AUGCCGUUCGUGGACCUGCAGUCGCGGCUGGGCAUCAACCUGGACCGCUGGCUGGUGCUGCAGAGCGGCGAGCAGCCCAACAAGCGGGCGGCGCGCUGCCACGCCUUCGAGAAGGAGUGGGUCGAGUGCUCCCACGGCAUCGGGCAGACCCGCGCCAAGAAGGAGUGCCAGCUGGAGUUUGAGGACUUCUACGAGUGUAUGCACCGGCAGAAGACGGUGAGCCGCCUCUCCGUCUCCGAUAAGGCUCAAAGGGCAGCAGAAAGCGGCGAUUACAGCCAAAAUAUCCGCUUAGAAGCCGAGAGCCGGACUGGUUUUAGUCUGAGUUCUUCUUUACAUCCAGCAAAAGGCUGGAGAAGGAGAGGAAACAGCUGUAUGUGA
Molecule: messenger RNA, 378 nt
Organism: Menidia menidia (Atlantic silverside)
Lineage: Eukaryota; Metazoa; Chordata; Actinopteri; Atheriniformes; Atherinopsidae
Source: the annotation of a GenBank genome assembly